Lucilia sericata (common green bottle fly) is the source of this 4417-nucleotide messenger RNA. RefSeq names its product trichohyalin. NCBI's taxonomy places the organism in Eukaryota, Metazoa, Arthropoda, Insecta, Diptera, Calliphoridae. The coding region runs from base 1480 to 3696 and encodes 738 amino acids. The record is from RefSeq and is a predicted model, not a curated record. The transcript is spliced from 10 exons.
UUGAAUGAAACUUAUUUUCUAGUUGGUUUUGUGUCUAAAAGGUUUUGCGGCGUUUACGAUGGCAAACAUUUUUUCGUAUUUUCAUUCAGUUGCGAUUUAACAUUCGAUUUGAUAAAACGUGCUUGUUGUUGUAACGCGAAUAUUUUUGCUUUUAAAUAUUUUCUUUCAAAUUAAAAUUAUUAUAAGAAAAAAUAAAAACAAAUAAAAAUUAUUGUUUGAAAACAAGACGCACCCGGUGUGUGAUAAAAUAAAAAAUUAUUUUAAAAUCUAUUUUGGAAAUUGACCAAUUUUUUGGCAGUGUCUUUAAUUAAUAGUGUUUUUUAACAAGGAAAACAACAAUACUAUAGUUUAGCUUUUUUAGAAUAUAAAAAAGAAUUAUUAAACACAUAAAAAAUUGUUUGUGCAUUGCAAAAAUCAAAUUACAAAUUGCAAGUGUAACGUGUUAAACAAAAAAAUAUCUGAAAUUUUUCUUUAAAUAAAACUAGUGUUAACCACAUUUUUUGAAUACCCAGCAAAACAGUCACUGUUAAAGAAAACUAAAUUCUUGAAUUUGUGUUUUAAAUUAAAAGAAACAUCAAUAUUACAAUUACAUUUCCAAAUAGAGAAGAGUUUCACGUUUUUCAUUAACAUUAACAACAUUUACGUUUUUUGCUUCACCUUAAUUCUUUUUGUAACUUAUUGUCGCUGGUUGGAAUAACAGCAGCAGCGCUAUUUAAAGAUAAAGAGCUGUAAAAUACGCCAGCCACUAGCAAGCAACGCAUUUAUAAUUAGAAUUUAACAAGCAGAACGGAAUAAUACAAGAACAACAACAUCAUCACAUCCUUCUGCAAACAUUUAUUCAUUCAUUCGUUCGUUCGUUCGUUCGUUCCUCAGCUAUUCAUACGUUUAAGGACAUUAAAUAGAAGGGUUAGACUAAAAGGAAACACAGCUAUAACCACUGCUCCAGCCACUAACCAUUAACCAGCUACCAAACCAAACCGACUCCAUAAGCAUCUUUGUGGAGGAGCAAAAACAUACUGAACAUUUAUUUUUUCAAAUACACUCUAGAAAACAAAAACAAAAGAAUAAAUUUGCAUAAUUGAAGCUUAAGAGCGAACGUUUCUAUGUUUCUGUUUGAGAAAUAGAUGAAGUAAAGAGGAAAAAGAAACUAAAUUUGAAAAUAUUUUCACUUAAGGAAGUAGAUUAAUUUUCGAAAAAUAAACAGAUUUUUAUAUGAAUUGUUAUUAAUAAUAACAAUAUUAAAAUACAAGAAGAGAAGUUGUUUCCCAGGAACAUUAAUAUCUUUGCGGUGAUCUUUUCACAUUGAUCAUGCAACAAAUAUUCGAUUUAGACAACACACAUCAAUCAAAUUUGUAUUAUUGUUAAAUUAAAACAACAUACGUUACCAGGAAUCAAAUAAAUAGAUUCUAAGGAAAAAAGCAAUCAUCAGAAACCACCACAAAAAUAAUUAACUAUAAAACAACCGAAAACAAAAGCAAUAUGAGGUUUUUAAUAUUUAUAUUUUUAGCUUUAGUUCUUCAUUUAGCCUGCGGUCAAUAUCAUUCCUCCAGCGCCACCGCAGGCGUUAAUUUCGAAAAUUUAUCUCCUUCACAUGCCGCUGGUGGUGCUCUGGCUCAAUCACAAAGCGAUAACAGACCACGUCAAAGGCGCAUGUAUGCCAUGUGUCCGCCCAAUUUCCAACGUAUUGGUCAGGAAUGUUUCACGUAUCCUCAGCAACACAGUAGCUGGUUGGAGGCUCACUUCUUUUGCAAGGACAAAAAUGCCCGACUGGCAGAACCAGAAAAGUAUACAGAUCGCAAAUUAAGGGAAUUUUUACUUAAAUAUGAUGCAGAAUCAGGAGAUAAAGAUCCCAUUUGGAUUGGUGCAACAUUCGAUGAUAUAAACAAAAUUUGGCAAUGGGGUUUUAGUGCACGUAAUUUGACAUAUAAUGCUUUCAGUAAAAAAUAUUACGAAAAAAAUACAAAUAUGGUCCAACAGUGUGGUGUUUAUGACCCUCAAUUAAGAUACAGAUGGUCGUCACGUACUUGCGUGGAUAAACAUCGUUUUAUAUGCCAACACAAAAUGCCUAAGGUUAGUGAAAAUAAUCGUCAUAAGGUCUAUCAUCGUUGGAAUGAAACAUAUCCCAAUCAGUAUGCCAAUGAAGUGAUUUUGGAAGUCAUCGAUCACAGAGGAAAAGGAAGAUACAACCGUCGUGUCAUAGCCGAAGGCAGCAAUGAGGAAAUGGUAGUACCUACAAGACCACGUAACCGUCAAAAUGGACGCCGUCGCCCACGUCCCACCUCGGCCAGUCUACCACACGAAAACGAUGUCAAUUACCAACCCCAACCAAGUGCUCAUCCUAACGAUAUACAACAAAACUAUAAUCCAACAGCUCAUCCACGAUUCCGUACCACAACUCUUGUUCCCGCCACUUCGACCAACAACAAUGAUAAUGAAAUUCCAGCACCUAAAGAAGUCAUCACUCCCGUACCAGAUAAUGCAGAAAGAAAAUCCCGUAAACGCACCAUGAUGGAUCGUAAAUUGCAAAGACAAAGAGAGAAGGAAUUGAAACGUUUACAACGCAAAAAGGAAAGACAAGAGAAAAUGAGACGCGAAAAGGAAGAACGUAACGCCAGACUACGCUUAGAAAGGGAACAGCAGAGACGCAAAAUGAAGGAGGAGAGACAAAGACUACGCGCCCAAAAGCAAAAGGAAUUGGAAGAAUUGCGUCAAAAAGAAAGUAAUGAUGCUUUAGAGAGACAACAGAGGGAGAAACAACUUCAACAGGACAGACAGGAUAUACAUAGACAGGAAAUCGAGAAUUUACGUCGCCAGAAAGAAUCUGAGGAAAAGAAACAUUUGGAAGACCAAGAAGAGGAACGCAGAAGACAGGCUUAUUUGCAAGAUCUUAAAGAAAAGGAAGAACAAGAAAGAGCCAGAAAAGAGGAAAUACAAAGACUAGAUAGAGAACGUCAAGCAGAAGAAGAAAAGCGAUUGAAAGAGGAACGUAAAAUUUUAGAGGAAAGAAAACGUAAAGAAUACGAAGAGAAAUUAAAACAGGCCGAAAACGAAAGAGCUAGACAACUGGCCGAGGAGCAGGAACGUAAACGUUUACAAGAUGAAGAAAACCGCAGACGACUUGAGGAAGAGGAGAAACAAAGACAAGCCGAACUCAAGAGACAAUUGGAUGAAGAAGAAGAACGUUUAAGAUUACAACGUUUAGAAGAGGAAAGAAUAGCUGAGGAAAAAGAAUUGGCGCGUCUAAGAGAAGAACAAAGAAAACGUGCCGAAAUACAACGCAAACGUGAAGAAGAAAUAGCCCGACUUGAAGCCGAACAAAAACGCAUCGAAGAGGAGGAAGAACGCAUUAAGCAAGAAUUAGAAGAAUCUGAACGUCAGGCCAAAUUGCAGCACGAGGCAGAAAUCAGAAAAGCUGAAGAAGAGGCUCGCCUCAAAGAGGAAGAAAGAAAACACGCCGAAGAACAAGAGGAACGCGAACGUCAGGAGAAAUUAAGACAAGCUAAAUUGAUUGAAGAAUCCCGAAAACUCCAAAACAAAGAUAACCUAUCAACGAAUCUUAAAAACAGAUUGGCCUCACUACCACCAGAGUUGCGUCAAGAAUUUUUGGAAAAACGCAAACAAAGAAAAAGGGAAAAGCUAUUAAGAGAAAAAAUGUUAAGACAACAACAAGCAGAAAGUACGAAUAACGAAGCUUAACUUAAUAAACCAUUUACUAAACCUUUUCGUUCAUACUAGUUAUCUCUCUCUAAUUUUAAACUCUCGCUUACACCAAAAGCAGCAGCAUAAGCAGCUGACAACACAUCAGCAGUAAGGAAGUGCAAUUCUAAAUGCAAAUUUGUACAUUUGUUUACUCUCUUAAUUAAGCAGCCUUUAAGAGAGCUAUAAAAACAAAUAUUUUAUUAAUUUAUAAAGAAAAGAAAGUCUUUAAAAGAGACAAACAAAAGAAAAAAACACAAAAUUAUAUACUCAUUGUUUAAAAUUUUUAAGAAAUUUUUAAAGAAUUCUCUUAAGUGCACUAGUAUUAACACACCCAAAAAACAACAACUACAACAAAUGAAAAUAUGGAAAAUUUUAGCACUUAGCAUUUUUGAUAACAAACUAAAUUUAAUAUUAAUUAAUAAACAAACAAAAUAUGUAUUCGUUUUAAAUGAAAACCAAUUUACAGAGAAAACAAUCAAAAAAACCAAAUGCCAAAACAAUGUGUUAAACAAAUAUGUAAAAUAUUUUACAAAACACACAUGAACUGUAAAUAAACAUAUCCCCUCUUUUUUAUUACUAUUAAAACAAAUAGACGAAAAUGCACAAUUAUUUAAAUAAAUAAUUAAAAUUUCCUAAAACAGAAAAACAAAAAAUACAAAACACAAACUACUUAAAGAAUUCAAAUACAACUGCAGUAUCAAAAAUAUUAAAUCGAAUA